This is a messenger RNA of Lethenteron reissneri (Far Eastern brook lamprey), 2991 nucleotides long. RefSeq names its product negative elongation factor A-like. Gene Ontology annotation, biological process: negative regulation of transcription elongation by RNA polymerase II. The record is from RefSeq and is a predicted model, not a curated record. Gene Ontology annotation, cellular component: NELF complex. NCBI's taxonomy places the organism in Eukaryota, Metazoa, Chordata, Hyperoartia, Petromyzontiformes, Petromyzontidae.
GAUGAGGGGAGGUAGUGGUAAUGAGGGGAGGUAGUGGUGAUGGGAGUGGUGGUGAUAGGAUUAGGUAAGUGAUAGUGAUGGGAGGAAGUGAUGGAAGUGGUGAUGAUGGGGGGUGAUGUUGGUGGGAGUGGUGGUGAUGAUAGAAAGUGUGUAGUGGUGGUCGUGGUUGAUAGUAGUGGUGAUUCUGGGAGUGGUGGUUUUGGGAAUGGUGAUGGAGAUAGGAAUUGUAAUGAUAACAGUGGUCAUGCUAGGAAGUGGUGGUGGUAAUAGGGAUGGUUGUAGCGAUUAUGAUCAUUUUGCGCCCAGUGUUUGGACGAUAUCUGAUUUGACAAUUAAACAGUACAUGGUAAUGUGAUGUCCAGUGGCAGUACUGAGAUUACAGAUAUACCAUCACCCAUAACUACAGGCUAUCCAUUUGACUUAUCAGGUGCGAGCUUAUACAAAAACCGCAUCCGCUGUCUAAACAAAUAUUAAUAACGGAUCCUCUGGACAUUUGCCGGCAGCAUCUCUGACAUUCACAACAUCGCUCUCACAGCCCUCAACUGGCUCAACAACAUCCAACAUCGACAUCGCCCAGCCCUACAAGAGAAGAAUUAAUAGCCGAUUGUACACUUCCCUAAAGCUCAUUGCGAAGGAUUAAUGAAUGCCCAUCCAUCAGUCAAUGCUGACAGAUGCUUCAUCACACUAUGAGGUCUCAUCGAGUCUUGAGUGUCGGUUUAUUCUAGCGAUUUGCAGUGCGAGGUGUUGCACUCAGCUUCCAGCUUUGCUUUUGGCAGUCCGCCUCAACAAGCUGCAUAAAUGACCUCUGCCAACAGAUGUUCAUCUGACGUGCUCUGAUGGUGGACUUGGGGUGCCUUGUUGCUGCUGAUGUUGGCCGCCAGUCACUAUUGGCUGUGCAAGACCUGCUUGAAGAUCCUGAAGUCCCGUAUCUUGGCAUGCCUGUCCGACUUCAUACACGUGUCUCAUUGCUGGGUGGACCGCUGUAUGAUGAAGAGUGCCCUGGGAAUCAUUCUGACGCUGGCCCGGAGCGACCCGGACCUGUGGGUUCAGAUGAUCGCCGAUGUCGUGAGGACAUUCCCGGAUUCUGGAACGCUCAACCUCGAGCUGGAGGAGCAGAAUUCCAACGCGCAGAGUGUCCUGGGGGACCUCAAAGAGAAAGUGGUGGACUGCGACGCCUCCACGAUGCUGCCCCUCGAGUGCCAGUUCCUCAACAAGAGCGCGCUCACCACGCUGGUGGGGCCGCUCGCACCUCCCGCCAAGCACUUCCAGCUGCGCCGCAAGCCCAAGAGUGCCACGCUGAGGGCAGAGCUCCUGCAGAAAUCUACGGAAACGGCACAACAGCUGAAGAAGACUUCAGGAAUCCCCUUCCAUGCCAAAGGGAGGGGCCUUGUGAAGAAGAUUGACACCACCACGCCACUGAAAGGAAUUCCCAAGCAGGCGCCGUUCCGCAGCCCCAGCGCCUCCCCCGGCUUCGGCUCCCCCGGCACACGCACGCCCCUUUCGGCGCGCACGCCACUCCGCAAGGAACGCGGGGUCAAGCUGUUGGACAUUUCGGAGCUGGACGCGGUGGGAGCUGGCCGCGAGGCCAAGCGGAGGAAAAAGGCCCCAGAGGCGGAGCAGGGGGAGAAGGCGGCUAAGGAUGAGGCGGCCGUGAACCCCGUGACCCCAGACUACGCCGCUGGACUUGUAUCAACUCCGAAACUGGGAGCACUGAGCAAUGACAGCUCGAUGCCUUCCACCAGCUACCUGCCGGCCACACCCAGCAUGAUCCCUUCCUCGUCCUACAACCCCAGCACAGACGCCCCCUCUGGCGCCAGUGGGGCAGCGGCCAUCCGCGACGCCCUGCAGUCGAACCGCACCCCCGAGGAGCCCCCCAGCUCCCCGACCGUCCCCAUGGUGCAGAACCCGUUCAAGCAGCAGGCGCCUCUCUACAGCAGUGCCCUGCCCUCCUCCGCGACCGCCCCCGCCGCUUCCCCGAGCCCCACCACGCCGCAGCCCACCACCCCCACCCUCGCGCAGGCCCCGGCUAGCCAGCAGCAGCCCGUGCCCGUUCCACAGCCUCCUGCCGCCACCGCCGCCACCGUCGCUCAGCAGCAGCAGACGCAGCAGACGCAGCAGAGCCAGCCUAAGAAGAACCUCUCGCUCACGAGAGAACAGAUGUAUGCUGCGCAAGAGAUGUUUAAAACUGCAAACAAAGUUACAAGGCCAGAGAAGGCCUUGAUCUUGGGAUUCAUGGCCGGAUCCAGAGAAAACCCGUGCCCCGACCAGGGCGACAUCAUCCAGAUCAAGCUGAGCGAGCACACGGAGGUGCUGCCCAAGGCCGACGGCACCGGCAGCACCACCAUGCUGGUGGACACCGUGUUUGAGAUGAACUACGCCACGGGCCAGUGGACGCGCCUCAAGAAGUACAAGCCCAUCACCAACACCUCCUGAGGCGGCGGCGACGCGCGCUCGUGGAGAGUUGUGCUCCUGGUGACGGGCCCCGUGCUAAACCUCGCCGUGCCCCGUAACGCGGGACUGCCGUUUCUCCUGCACCGGGCACAACAUGAGACGAACGCGUUGUGUAAAUUGCUUUAGUUUCCUCACGCUGUCGGAACAAUAACACGAGACUUGACUGAUUUUAUAAAUGUAGACUUCCUAAGAGGAGGGGGAGCGUCUUGACCAGUGUAGUCCAGUGGUCAGAUGUGAGCCCUUGUAGCAGCACUGCCCUGUAUCACAUGCGAUUGCUCUCGGACUCUAAUUCUGAUCGGACUAGCAGUCGCAACUGCACACGUCAUUUCACUUACCGAAAAUGUACUCGCGCAAGAUGGUAAAUAAGUGAAUAUGCCUUUGCCUUAUUAGUUUUCUAAAAUGGAAAUGUGGUGAUGUUAAUAGUGCCGUCAUAUUUUGUAAAACGCCAUUGGCAAUGCCCUGUGUCCUUUCCCUGAAUAUUGUUUUGAUUUGUUAAUCCCGUCAAAGCUUAACAAUACACAUGGUCUCUGUUUGGAUUUC